CGUCCUUCACUUUCCUCACUUUCUAUAUUGACACCGCUUUCACAGCUUUCCUUCUCCUCAUCCUUUCAACUUUUUUCAUUUCUCUGCUCGUCAAUUCCGAUGGCCUCAUCUCACCAACUCAAGAACUUUGAUGUCUUCUUGAGUUUUCGAGGUGAAGAUACUCGCCGUGGUUUUGUAAGCCAUUUAUAUAAGGCUCUGACUCAACAGGGUAUUCAAACCUUCAUUGAUGAUAAUCUCACUAGGGGAGAAAACAUUUCUGAAGAGCUUCUCAAAGUCAUUGAAAACUCAAGUGCAUCAAUAAUUGUAUUUUCUAAAAACUAUGCAUCCUCUAGUUGGUGUUUGGAUGAACUUGCUAAGAUUAUUGAAUGUACCAAAAAAGUGCUACCAGUUUUCUAUCAAGUGGAUCCAUCUGAAGUUCGUAAGCAAAGAGGGGGUUUUGGAGAAGUGUUGACUAAGCUUGAAAAAAAAAUUAAAGAUAAGACAAAGGUACAAAGGUGGAAAGACGCUUUAAGUAAAGCAGCCAAUAUUUCUGGCUGGGACGACAAAAACAGUUGCACUGAAUCUGAACUUGUUCAAAAAAUUGUUGAAGAGGUCUUUAAUUCUGAAUUCAUUCAGAUGCCAUCAAAUGUUGCUACAAUGCAGCUGGUUGGAAUAAAUUCUCACAUAGAGGCCCUAACAGAACUUUUAGAUAUUGAAUCAAAUGAUGUUCGCAUGAUAAGGAUCACUGGCCUUGGUGGAAUAGGCAAAACUACAAUUGCAAAAGCUAUUUAUAAUAGCUUUUCAAAUCAUUUCAAAGCAAAAAGUUUUGUAGAGAAUGUUAGAGAGUGGUCAAAGACAGAGCAAGGCAAAAUCCAUUUACAAGAGGCACUUCUUAAGGGUAUCUCAGAGGAUAAGAAUUUGAGGGUGAGUACUAUAUAUGAAGGAACCACAAGGAUAAAUAGAAUUCUUUGCCUAAAAAAGGUUCUUAUCAUUCUUGAUGACGUGGAUAAUGCCGACCAGAUAGAAACAUUGCUUGGACAAUGUGAAGGCUUUGCUUUUCGAAGUAGGAUCAUUCUGACAACAAGAAAUAAAAGAUUGCUAGCUAAUCGAAAUGGUCUUUCAACCUAUGACUAUGAGGUUGAGGAAUUAGAUGAAGAUGAAGCUAUUGAACUCUUUCGUAAGCAUGCCUUCCCCAGUAACAAAGUCCCUGAAGAUUAUUUGGAACUUGAGAAACAAGCUAUAAGUUAUGCCAAAGGCCUUCCUCUAGCUCUAAAAGUAAUGGGUCGUGAUUUGUGUGAGAAAACUAUAUAUGAAUGGGAUGAUGCGUUAGAUUGUUAUAAAACAAAUCCUCUUGAUGAUAUUCAAAAUAUACUAAAAAGAAGUUAUGAAGGAUUAACCGAAAAUGAAAAGAAUAUUUUCCUUGAUAUUGCAUGUUUCUUCAAGGGAUAUGACAUGAGUUAUAAUAUGAUUAAGGAUGUACUGAAAGCUUGUGGUUUAAACCCAGUAUAUGGUAUUCGAAAUCUUAUUGAUAAAUGUCUCUUGACUAUUGAUGAAUAUAAUUAUUAUUUAUCGAUGCACGACUUAUUACAACAAAUGGGUAUGGAUAUUGUUCGACAAGAAGCACCACAAAAGCCCGGGGAACGUAGCAGACUAUGGUGUUAUGAGGAAGCUCUUGAUGUAGUAACUGAAAAUAUGGGUUCAGAUAAAAUUCGAAGCAUAAUAUUGUGGUCCCCUAAAUCAGAACCAAAAGAGGUGCAAAUAAAGGCACAAUUUUGUAAGAUGAAAAAUCUUAGAUUGCUUUUGAUUCGUAACGUACAUUGCUGCAAUGGACCCCUUGAAUGUCUUCCCAAUGGAUUAAGCUUGCUUGAUUGGCGUGAAUAUCCAUUUUCUUCGUGGCCCUCUAACUUUUUUCCUAAAAACCUGAUUGCACUCAGCAUGCCUUUUAUCCUAUUAAAGGAACCACUGAAGCAGAUUUUUUUAUCUGUGACAUAUGUGGACUUCAGUUACUGCGAUCUGAUUACGAAAAUACCUGACUUAUCAAUGACCCCAAAUGUAACGACAUUGAAUCUUAUUUCCUGUAGAAAUUUAGUUGAGAUUGAUGACUCCGUGGGGCGUCUUGAUAAGCUUGAAGUGUUGGUCCUUUUGGGUUGCGAAAAACUUGAAACUCUUCCGAACUAUCUCACCAUGAAAUCUCUUACAUCUUUUCCGCUAGGCGUCCAGAGGCUUAAGAAGUUCCCAAAUAUCUUGCACGAAAUGAAAGGUGUUGAAGAUUUAUUUUUGAAGGGGAGCUGUAUUAAGGAGUUGCCUCCGUCAUUUGGGAAUUGGAUUGGGCUUAAGGUGUUGACUUUAUAUUUGAAUUCGGGAGAGGCACAUCUUCCGGGUAGCAUCUAUAAUUUACAACAUAUAGAGUGGCUUGAACUUUCUGGCGAUAUCAUAUUUCCAAAGAAUGUGGAGAUUGAUAGACAACCAAUGUGCAAUUCUCUUGGUUGCUCUUCCAAAUAUGUUUUUCCAAGGUUGAAACUACUACGUCUUUUUUGCUUUGAAAUUUGCUCAGAAAUAGAAUUUAUUUUGAAUUAUUGUUGCCCCCUCACACUAGAAGUGUUGCACAUCUCCAAGAGCAAAGUUGUCACCCUCCCAGAAAGCUUGAGUAGAUGUGAGAGAUUACAUACGCUUAUUUUUGGAUAUUGCAAUGAGUUUCGCGAAAUCCCAAGGCUUCCACAUUGUAUAAGACAUGUAGAUGUAGCAUAUUGCCACUGGCUGGAUUUACAGCUAUUCUUUCAGCUUCGAGAAAUCAUAGGGCUUCCACCAAAUCUACCACCAUGUUUAGGUGUAACAAGCCACAUAUUAAUGUUUCCACACUCAUCUACAAUAUCUGGGAGACGAAACUGCCAUUGUGAAUAUAGUUUUCAAGCAACAGGAGAUGAGAAUGGUAUUCCAAAUUGGUUCAACCAUCAAAGGGAUGGAAAUUUAAUAUCAUUCUUGAUUGGUCCCCAAGUUCCAACAAUUUCUCUCUGUACUACUUUUGGAAAACAAGAUUUUCAUUGUGAUUUUGAUUAUCAUGUCAUCAUUUCCAUCAAUGGUAGUGAACGAAUGUUUGAAAGAAAUUUCAUUAUGAAAGAUAGGAGCUUUGGGCAUCUGAGUUUUUCCUGUAGACCUCAGAGCUCAUUGCAGGAACUAUUUCGGGACUUGAAACUAAUUGAUCGGAAUCAUGUUGAGAUCCUCUGUGAAACUUUCACUUCAUCCAGAGAAAAUAUUGCUCCUAUCGUUGGAAGGAUAGGAGUUCAUGUAGAAUGCAUUUGCCCUCCUCCUCAAAAUCCCAGUAUCUUUCAAGACAUUAAUAGGCACCUUUCUUUGCAAUCAGGUUUGGGACUUCCAAUGGAUACAGAAAAUGGAUCAGACUCAGGUUUGGCAUUUGACUCAUCAAAUGUUGAUGGGUUUGAUUUGGGUUCAUCUUCAGUGGCCCAGCCCCCUCUAAAUGAUGAUUUCAACUCCAACCAGUUUCCACUGUGGGAGAGAAUGGGAAGACUCUUGAUUGGACUGUUCUUGAUGGUCCUUUUAAUUUUAUCAAUUGCCUGGUUGUAAUUUUAAGUAAUAUGAUUCGAUUUGAGUUGUAACGCCCCAAGUUAAAAAAAGAAAAAGAAAAGUAAAGGUCUGAUUUUUUUUAAGUCUUGCAAGUGCCCCACCUACCCCACCUACUAUCCACCGCUCAUCUAAUACUUUCACUUUAUCACUUUGGCCGGCUCACUUCUUUCUUCUCUUUCAUUUUUCCCUCAAACACUCUCUUCACUCUCUCAUCCUCUCCCACCGGUACACUCCACACCACCAUCUCCACCAUCAUUUUUUCCGGCAGGACCUUAAGAGCAUCUAAGCACCUUCACAUAUUUUAUUUGAGAUUAUUGUUGCAUAGAGUGAAGGGGUUUCUGAUGGAGAUGCAAUGCAGAUUUCGACAGUUAAGACCCCAAUUUGAUGAUUGCGACUGAUGGAGGGUAUUAGCAAGUUGAUCAAGAUGUUGGUUUCAUGUAAUGGUGUUUAAAUGACAACCCUGAUGAAGGCGAAAUUACUAAACUCUGGACAUUGAGGACUAUGAGCUGGGACUCUCUCUCUCUCAAUACUACCUAUAGGUAGAAAAGAUUGGCUGAGGACUUGGAAUAAGAUUUUUUUUAAGGCCUAUUGGACAAUUAUAUUGACUUGAUCCAUUCAAGGAAGAUAACAAAAGAAAAUAGAAAGAACAUUUUUUUGCAGUUGAUUUGGCUGGUCAAAAUGGACUUUAGCUUGUAUCUCCAAUAUGACAUUCUCAGAUCCUGUAAACAUAUUUUCAACUGGCCUUUUCAGCAUUAUAGAUGGUUAAGUGAGGGGGGUCCUAUAGCCCUUCUCUUAUGUUUCUUUUUUGUUAUGAAGAUGUUGAAAAGGAUGAUUGCAGGAGCAGCAAGAGGCAUUCUUAUUGUGUUUCAGGUGGGAAAGAAAAUUGAGAUUUCAAACUUCAUUAUGGAUGAUCCCUGCAUCAUCUUCUAUUGGAAAUUUAACUGAGCUUGGUUAUCUUAGUUUUCUGCUUCUUUGCAUCGAGACAUUUCUGCAUUAAAAAAGAAUAUGGGUUCAAGUGAAUUGGUUUGAGCGGAAGAUGAAUUGGCAGAUAUUGUAGGCUGUAAAAGGUUCUUUUCCCAUGCAAAAUUAACUUUGUCAAUUGCUGCAAGGAUCUUUUUUUAGGCUGCUUGGAAUUUGAUGAUUGAACAAAUAUGGACAUUAAAUUCUAUCAAAUAUAUCUUUGCUCUCUGCAGUAUUUUCUUCUUUCUUGUGUAUGUUGCAUGUUUAGGCUUCAUUGCAGCCUGGUGGAACUAUUACUUUUGAACACCGGAAUCUUAGUUGGCUAAACAGAUCCAUUAUGGGUUCAGUGACUACCAGCAACUUCUCGAAUCCAACAGCCAAAGAGUGUUGCCUAGUAGAGGAAUUAGUGCAGAUGGGCCUUCCACAACCCGCAGUGGUACUGGCAUUGACUAAAUGGAUUUUUUACAGGCAAAUAUUACACGUGAUAACACCUAGUUCAUAAAUGGAGCUCUAGUUGGGUCAAGGAACCUAUUUCAGGUGAAGAGAAUGAUCAAUCCUUCGCCCAUAAUGAGCUUGAUGAAAGAGUAUACAGGUAUUCUGGGUCUCCUCAAUUAGAAUGGCUUUUCUUGGGAUGAAAUUUGCAAAACAGUGGCACUGUGGCAGCUGAUGUUUAGCUUAUAUCAAGGAACAUUCCGAUGCAACUGCAUACAAAUAUAGGGGAUCUCAUAUUUCUGAUUUGUGCUUUAUUUAUGGUAAUGAAAGUCAGAAUGGAAGAUCAAGUUGUUUGGACAUGAAAAUGGAGGUCAACAAUAAUGCCCUUUGGAUGGGAUUGACGAUAACUUGGGAUAUGCAAUAUCCAGCAAGGGAGUUUGAAAUAUCUUAUCAAGG
This is a messenger RNA of Quercus lobata, 5409 nucleotides long. RefSeq names its product TMV resistance protein N-like. The transcript is spliced from 12 exons. Gene Ontology annotation, molecular function: ADP binding. NCBI's taxonomy places the organism in Eukaryota, Viridiplantae, Streptophyta, Magnoliopsida, Fagales, Fagaceae. The record is from RefSeq and is a predicted model, not a curated record. Gene Ontology annotation, biological process: signal transduction; defense response. Bases 100 to 3561 code for a protein of 1153 amino acids.